UGUCUCAGCCUUGACAAGGUGAGCCCACCCCACUCCUGCCUAUAAGUGCACCCCUGGCCACCUUGACAGCCACUCGGUCCUGAGCACGCACAGCAUGUUGGGCAUCACAGUCCUUGCCGCGCUCCUGGCCUACGCCUCCAGCUGCGGGGUCCCCCGCUUCCCGCCCAACCUAUCAGCCCGAGUAGUGGGAGGAGACAGUGCCAUUCCCCACAGCUGGCCCUGGCAGAUCUCCCUCCAGUACCUCAGUAGUGGCACGUGGAAGCACACCUGCGGUGGCACCUUGAUCAGCCCCAGUCAUGUCCUCACAGCUGCUCACUGCAUCAGCAACACCCUGACCUACCGCGUGGGCCUGGGGAAGAACAACCUGGAGGUGGAAGAUGAGGAAGGCUCCGUGUACGUGGAUGUGGAUACCAUCUAUGUCCACGAGAACUGGAACUCGUUUCUGAUUCGCAACGACAUUGCCGUCAUCAAGCUGGCGGAGUCUGUGGAACUGAGUGACACCAUCCAGGUGGCAUGCCUGCCGAAGGAGGGCUCCUUGCUGCCUCAGGACUACCCCUGCUACGUCACGGGCUGGGGCCGCCUCUGGACCAAUGGCCCCAUUGCCGACGAGCUCCAGCAGGGCCUGCAGCCCAUAGUGGACCAUGACACGUGUACCCAGAGAGACUGGUGGGGCAGCACGGUGAGGGACACCAUGGUGUGCGCCGGGGGCGACGGCGUCAUCUCAGCCUGCAACGGGGACUCGGGCGGCCCACUGAACUGCAAGGCCGAGAGCCGCAGCACCUGGGAGGUGCGGGGCAUCGUCAGCUUCGGCUCCGGGCUGGGCUGCAACACCCUCAAGAAGCCCACGGUCUUCACCCGUGUGUCCGCCUACAUCGACUGGAUCAACGAGAAAUUACAGCUGUGAUUCAUCCUUGGGAGCCAAGACCGCAAAUCCCAGCACCCGCAAUAAAGCUCCUUUCCCCUUAA
Molecule: messenger RNA, 966 nt
Organism: Vicugna pacos (alpaca)
Lineage: Eukaryota; Metazoa; Chordata; Mammalia; Artiodactyla; Camelidae
Gene: CTRC
Product: chymotrypsin C
Biological process (GO): proteolysis
Molecular function (GO): serine-type endopeptidase activity
Source: RefSeq, a predicted model, not a curated record